UGCACGCCGAGCCGCGGGAGCCUCUUGAGCGGCCGCUAUCCCGUGCGCCUCGGCCUCCAGCGGGGCGUCGUGUCCGCGGCGUCCAAGUGGGGCCUCGACCCGGCGAUCCGCCUCCUCCCGGAGACGCUCCAGACCGCGGGCUACCGCACGGCGCUCGUCGGCAAGUGGCACCUGGGCCACUACAACGAGUCGCUGACGCCCGCGCGGCGCGGCUUCGGCGAGUCCUACGGCUUCUUGGGCGGCUUCGUGGACCACUUCACGCACGUCGCCGAGGCGCCGCCCGCGUGCGCUUCGGAGACGCCGGCGACGGACGGGACCUGCGCCUUGGACUGGCAGGUCAACGGCCUGCCGCGGCCGCGGGCCACGGGCGUCUACGCCGCCUACGCGUGCCGCGACGCCGCGCGACGGCUCGUCGCGUCCCACGAGGGCAAGGAGGAGCCGCUCUUCCUCUACUACGCCCUGCCGACGCCCCACGAGCCCAUCACGCCGCCCGACGACGUCGAGACCUACGACUUAUUACCGAAGCUCGACGUCGCGGGCCGGCGCCGCGACUACGCGGCCGUCGUCGCGGCGACCGACGGCGCGAUCGGCGACCUCCAGGCCGCUUUGCAGAAGCACGCGCUCUGGCCGAACACGCUCCUCGUGCUCCUCAGCGACAACGGCGCGUCGGCGGCGGGCGGCUCGAACGCGCCCCUGCGGGGCGCCAAGGGCGGCUACUUCGAGGGCGGCGUGCGGACGCGCGCGUUACUCGCCGGUUCUCUCUUGCCCCAGAACGUGCGCGGCAGCAGCCACGAGGGCCUCGUCCACGUCGCCGACUGGGCGCCGACCCUCUUGAACGCCGCGGGCCUGCGGCCGGACCUCGUCGCGGGCUUCGACGCCAUGGACGGCGUCGACCAGUGGGACGCGCUCCGC
Molecule: messenger RNA, 912 nt
Organism: Aureococcus anophagefferens
Lineage: Eukaryota; Pelagophyceae; Pelagomonadales; Pelagomonadaceae
Exons: 1
Source: RefSeq, a predicted model, not a curated record